Molecule: messenger RNA, 261 nt
Organism: Rotaria sp. Silwood2
Lineage: Eukaryota; Metazoa; Rotifera; Eurotatoria; Philodinida; Philodinidae
Source: the annotation of a GenBank genome assembly
AUGUUUGUUCAAGAUUCAUUUUUUAAACAACAAGAUAAAAAUCCAUUAUCAAAAUCAUCAAAAACAACAAAUAGACAUCGAAUACAAAUUUAUAAAUUAAGAAAAUCAAGUAUAAAUCGAUCUAAUUCAGCAUCAAAUAUAAAAGAUAUCAAUAAAUUUGAAAAUAAUCAUUUAUUUAAUCAAAAAAAUCUAACACCAAUAUUAACCAACAAAUCAUCACUUAUUUAUCAAUUAAUGCGUUCAAGACUUGAACCUAUAUAG